GAGCCACCGCGCCGGAGUUUCUCACCAGCGCCCUCCGCUUCAUCAUCUCGGCUCCGCCCAACAUCGGCAACAAAUUUAGUAUGUCUUCUCCGUCUUCUCCUUUGGCGGAUCCGCUCGAGGUUACGCCCUUGGCCACCGAGAGUCCGCCCAGCGAGGCGGAUUUGCAAAGAACCUUUCACGCCGCUAGCGGGUCAGGAAGCCAGGCCGACCCCGAGGCGGAAAUUAGGAUGGAGGUCCUCGACGAAGAUGAAGAUGCAGAGGAAGAAGUUGACGAAGAGAUCAAGGCGGAGGUAGAGGAAGAUGCUCCCGCCAAGAUAAACAAGAAAAACGAGAAGGGCAAGUGGUGGUCCUGCAAUAUCUCUGAGGAGGACCUCACCGACCCGAAGAAGGAAGGGAUUUACCACAAGGCAGAAAGCAAGUGGAGGGUGGUUCAUGGGGAACUUCACCCCAAUCCACAAGGCGGAGAGCGGGUAAUCACUAAAGCUCUCAUGGAGCGCGGAUUCUCCUUUCCGCCUUCGAGCUUCUUCACUGAGGUACUCGAACACUACGAUCUGCAGCCCCAUAACCUUCCGCCGAACAACAUUACUGUUUUAUCCGCCUUCAUUGCUCUGUGCGAAGGAUACCUUGGUAUUUUUCCAAGGUUAGAUUUGUUUAAGUUCUAUUUUGGAAUCAAGAGGGAAACCGUCCGCGCAAGGGGUCCGCUGGCGAAUUGUGGCAGCGUGUCUUUUAAGAUCCGCGAGGAAAAGGACUUCUCGAUGCCGCCACACCACGAAUCUGUUAGAUAUUGGUCUGGCGGUUUCUUUUACUGCAAUGAUAAGGCGGCUCCAAGAAACGCCCAUUGCCUUCCUCCAUUCCAGGACAGAUCGCCAGAAGAGAAGGACUCCUGGAUAUCAGUGGAUGAUCUUCCGCCUUCUCCUGAGUUGCACCCUUUUGUUAGGCGGAUCAGCAAGCUGAUAGAGCAGGGGCUUACUGGCCAAGACUUGGUCUGGUGCUGGUUUGUUAGGCGGAUUCAGCCCCUUCAGCAUCGGAACAGGCUGAUGCAUUGUAAUGACGGGAAUACCGACUCCUUGCGCAUGACCACCGACAAUUUCCCAUCGGAUGCCCUCGACAAAAGGAUGAGGAAGAUUGUCAAAGUGGCUAGAGACGUCCACAUUUUCAAAUUUGGAUGAGACUUGUACAUCCAGAGCACCUGUCCGGACGUGUGUUCUUCAAGUUUCAUUUUCUCUUUCAUUUUAUUUCCGCCAUAGGCUUUGCACUGAACUUUAUUGUAUCUUUGUGCAGAUUAAGACCUUGCUAGAUUCUGAAUUAGCCAAUCUCCUUCGCUCACCUUGCAGCCUAGAUUUCCCAGAAGAAGAACAAGGCUGUCCCAAGAUAUUUGCUGAACCUUCCGCCCUGAAAUGCAAGGCAGAAAGUGGGCCUGCUACUUCUAGCAAAAGGGGAAGAGGAGCACAGAGUGGUAACGUCAGGGCUCCUGAUGCCGGCAAAGCUGAGGGAGUGAGGCGGGCACAUAUUGCCACCAAGGAAAUGGAUACUUCGCUUAACUUUCCCAAGGCCAGGAGGAAGAUCCCUGGCAACAAGCCCACAGCUGCUUCUAAGGCCAAGAUGGUUGCGAAAAAGAGCAAACCUUCCCCGGCUACUUUCCCAGAGACUCCUACCGUCAGCGCGCCUUCCAGAUCGACAUCCACCAUCAUUCCGCCCAAGGGUAAAGCCUCUGAGGUUAUCAACCUUGAGAAGGACCAACAGGGCCAAGAAGAAGAUGAGUUCAUGGAUGCUGGCGUUGAUCUUGGCGGAUCUGAGGAAGCAGAGUUUAUGCGAAAAUCGGCUGAAGCUUUUGCUGAUGAUGCCGUAGCUAAGGCGGAAAUGGCCAAGAAAGUUUCCUCCUCCAAGACUUUCGCUGGAACUUCUUCUACUCAAGCGGAACCAGAAGACCUUGAGCAAAUGUACAAAGUACUUGACAUACAGAGUCUGGGGCCAAGCUGAUGGCGAGUAUACCGCCUUGGACAAAAUGGCCAGGAAGGUUGCCAAGUUCUUUGAAGAUCAUAAGAAAUCAAGAAAGGAUACUCAACUGAUGCAGCAACAGCUCUGGGAUACAUGCCAGAAGCAAAAGAAAAGGCUAAAGGCUUUGACGGAAGCGGAGACUGAGAAAGAUCAACUGAUCGCCAUGCUGAACGAGCAACUUAAGUGCAGUGAAGCCCAAGCUUCAGACAAAGCCAAGCUCAAUGAUCUUUCCGCCAAGCGUGCCACCUUGGAAGCUGAGAAUGAAUCCAUGAAGCGCUCCCUGGAUGUGAGUCACGAGGCUGAGAGCAAAGGUCAAUUGGAGCUCAAGACUAAGUCCAAAGAGUUUGAGAAGAUCUUGGCGGAAAAGAACGAGCUGGUGUCCAAAUGCCAAGAAGCUACCAAGACUGUGGGCAAGGAACUUGAUGAUCAUCUGGAGCUUGCAGGGCGGAUUGACCAUGAGAUCCUAGAGCUUUUUAACUUUCCUGCUUCUUGGAACCGCCAAACAAAGUUUGUCAAGGCGGGUUCUUCUUUGCGCGAGCUGAUUCGAGCAUGCUACGCUAUUGCCAAGCACCUUACAGUUCAUGACGGUGAAACUUGUCCCACUGACCAGCUAGCCAGAAAGAUGGAAUUUGUACCAGGCCUUAUUGAAGAUUGGAAGAAAUCUUCCGCCCGUGGUGCUGCCAGGAUGGCGCUAACUCUGAUGAAAGAUCAUAUGCCAGGUGCGGACGUAGAUUAUGUCACUUCCGGCAUCCCUAAUGAGGUUGACGGAGUCCCCGUCGAUGAGAAAGCCGCCAAGCAAACAGUUUUGGGCUUUUUUUUCGAUAAAGGAUGCUUUCAUUACUUUUAUAAGCAAUUACAUCCAGCCUCUGCAUAACUAGGAUGCACACAGCCGUUUAUGUUGUCUCAGGUACGAAAAAGAUAAAAACAAAAACUAGGCGAGAUACACAUCAAGAUGAAACAUAUAACGCCUAAGAAGUAGGUGGGGCAUCUAUCCGUAGACUAUGCUGCCACCCAAGUUGGGAAAAAGUAUCCCUCGCCGUAGCCUCCAACCGUGUACAGACCUACGUAAACAGGUCUCGGUUCUCCACUCGCUGAAGAGGUAACCACGAACGGAGAAUACCUGUACAUCUGUAGAUGACCUGCAACAAAGAGCAAUUCAUAUCAUUAAAAAUCUUGUCAUUUCUACAUAGCCAAAGCGCCCAGAUAACUGCUAGCGCCCCCACCCUAAGAAGCAACUUAAACCUUGAAUCAACACCAUGAAGCCAAUUACCAAAGACAUUGGCAACACUAGUCGGAGGAUACAGGGUAGACGCUACUUGGACACGAACCGGUGCCAGCAGAGUCGAUUUUGAGUCAUGGUACAAAGCAUACGACAUUGCACCAGAUGCCUCGGCUGUUUGUGCGGAGUACGAAUAAGAGACUUCUGAUGCUAGCUCUCUGGGCAGUAAGGCGGAGGAGGAUGUUUCCUCUCAUGUCAGCAAGCCGGAUGAGGGUACUUCUACUUCGUGAACUUCUGCAAAAGACAACGAAAAAACACUGCAUCAUUCGGCCCCUUCGUGGGUCUGUAAUAACUUAGUCUUAAACUGUGAUGUGUUUUGCUACUAAGUGAUGUGUGUGCGAAAACUGUAAGGCGGAAACUUAUCGUGAUGCUUUAUUCAGUUUGCAUGCAAUGGUUGUAAAUAUUUAAGCAAGUGUUGGUUUAUCCGUUAUUCA
Molecule: messenger RNA, 3711 nt
Organism: Lolium perenne
Lineage: Eukaryota; Viridiplantae; Streptophyta; Magnoliopsida; Poales; Poaceae
Source: RefSeq, a predicted model, not a curated record